Molecule: messenger RNA, 2009 nt
Organism: Populus nigra (black poplar)
Lineage: Eukaryota; Viridiplantae; Streptophyta; Magnoliopsida; Malpighiales; Salicaceae
Product: FCS-Like Zinc finger 8-like
Exons: 3
Coding region: 844-1719 (291 amino acids)
Source: RefSeq, a predicted model, not a curated record
CAAUUAUCUUCUUUCUUUAAAAGGGGCAUCCUCAAGGCUGUUUUGUCUUUUAAGGGAAGAACUUUUCUUUUUACAGCUUUCUUUGCCUUCGCAAGUCUGCAAAUUUGUGGCGAUCUUGUGGGGUUCAAAGUGAAUAAAGGAGGAACUGAGAAAGUGAAACUGAUGCCAACCCAAGAAUGAAAACCCACCAAUAGUUGAAAGUAGAGAGGAUGCCGUAGCUUUCCUCACUUUAUUUUUUGCUUUAUAGUGAUGAUUGCUUGUUUUCGUUUUCAUGGGGAUUUGAAAAAAUCCAAAAACAUUUUAACCGUUCUUCCAGAAACAACUUAGUUUCGAGUACAUAGAGAUACAUUAGUACCACUGCUUUUUCUGUAAAUGACUAUCGGGCUGUUCUUCAUGUCUGCUGCAGAUCAUGUGGCUUGCAUGCGACCCCAUUAAGAUGGGGAAUUGAUUCCUGUUCUAGUUGAGAUAAGAAAAAAAAAAUAGGACAAAAGACAAGAGUUGGAGGGAAAACAUCGGUUUUUCUCUUGUCUUUUUAGUGUUCAGUCAUGGAGGCUACAGAGAUUUAGAAGUUAGUUUCAAGUCCCAAUAGAGCGUGUGCUGUCAGUUUUUUUUUCCUUCUGGUUUCUGUGAUUUGUACCGUGGAUAGCUAGAUAGCAAGCUUUUGCGUUAGUUUUUCGGGAGUAAAAAAAGGGAUUGGUUUUUUGUUCUUUCUUUUGAAGCCUCUAAAGGUAGUUCUUGUGCCUAUCACUUGCAGCAAUUCUCGGUGAUCUCUUGGAUCGUAUUUAACCCUCCAAUCAUUUCAGUGAAUUUGGGGUGCUGAGAAACAUCUAAUACGAGGUAGGUAUGCUGAGGAAUAGAUCUAGAGCUGUGACCAGCAAGCAAACUUUAAUGACUGACCACAAUAGUGCUCAAUCAACUUCCAAUCAGAAUUGCACUAAGCCAACAACAUCUUUUCUCGUUUCUCCAAGGUUCAAAGCUUUCACCUUUAAGGGUCUCCCUGAAGCUGAACCCGUGAUGAGUCCAACUUCAAUUCUUGACACUACUAAACCAUUCUUCCCUUUCAAAACCCCCUUUUCUAAUGUCAUAAACCAACCUAAAUCCCCUAAAGUUUUCUCAGAGUACAAACACUCAUGGGACAAAUCAGACUCAAAGGGCAUUGGUCUUGCACUUAUUGAUGAUACACCAAGCUGUGGCAAAGUAUCCAUCAAAGAGAACGAAAACCAUUUUUCUAAACCCAGUAACAGAACGGUCUUGUUUGGCACCAAGCUCAGAGUUCAAAUCCCACCACAGCCAAAUUCUAUACUAUUUCCAGUCGAGUCACCUAAAUCUCCAGGCGACUUUGGAAUUGAGACCUCCAGGAACUCACAAUUCUCUGCAUCUCCUUCAGUCCAUUCUGGCAUCCAAUCAAAGGAUUCUCCUCGGGUGUUCACGGGAUGCAUAUCAAUGAGUGAAAUGGAGCUCUCUGAAGACUAUACAUGUGUCAUAACUCAUGGGCCUAAUCCAACGACCACUCAUAUUUUUGAUAACUGCGUUGUGGAGAAUUAUUACUCUUUAUCGGAUAUGUCCAAAUCUGAGCCCAGGAGUUUCCUUAGCUCCUGUUACACUUGCAAGAAGAAUCUUCAACAGAAAAAUGACAUUUACAUCUACAGAGGUGAAAAAGCUUUCUGCAGUCAGGAAUGCCGUUGCCAAGAAAUGUUAUUAGAUGAAAUAGAGACUUGAGAAGUUGAAAGACGCUUCGGGAAAAAAGUUCUUGACAUUUUGUCCUGCGUCACAGCUCUCAAAAGUUGAUGAAAACUUAGCAUAUCAUGUCAGUUUGGCCAUUCUUCAUUAUGCUCAGUUGAGAACGAUUGAUUAUGCUCAAAUUGGGUGCUAUUUCCUUCUCCUUCUCCUCUUUUUUUUUACCUUCUCAACUGCAUAUAGAGAUAAAGAGAGGGUGAGAUACUGUUGCAGAGUGGAUUUUGUUGUCUAUCAAGAUCAUUGCUAAUUAAUUUGAUUGCCUAGUUUUCUCU